GCGCUACAGAGCGGCGGGUGGGCGGAGCAGAGCGGCAGCCUCCCGCCCGCUCCCCCGUUGCUAACAUGGCGUCUCGGAGAGCUCGCGCCGCCUCAGAACAUGACAGUGAUGAUGACUCAUAUGAAGUACUGGAUUUAACAGAAUAUGCAAGGCGUCAUCAUUGGUGGAGCCGGGUAUUUGGCAGAAAUUCUGGACCUAUUGUAGAAAAGUAUUCUGUAGCUACUCAGAUUGUAAUGGGUGGUGUAACAGGCUGGUGUGCAGGAUUUUUGUUCCAGAAGGUUGGAAAACUUGCAGCAACUGCAGUAGGAGGCGGUUUUCUUUUGCUACAAAUAGCUAGUCAUAGUGGCUAUGUUCAGGUUGACUGGAAAAGAGUUGAAAAAGAUGUAAAUAAAGCAAAAAAGCAGCUCAAAAAACGAGCCAACAAGGCAGCACCUGAAAUCAACACACUGAUCGAAGAGUCAACAGAAUUCCUGAAACAGAACAUAGUGGUAUCUGGUGGGUUUGUUGGAGGCUUCUUGCUGGGACUUGCAUCUUAAGGACAUGCCUUCCAUCCUCCGAAGGCUUAAACCAUGGUAAAGAAGAAUCGUAGCCCAGUCUUUAAGCGAGGCAGUCUGAGUUGUUCACUAAUCGAUCCUGAGCAAGAAGGAUGGAUUUGCCAGACAAAUCGGAGUACUUUACACAUUUUAGGCUUUGCCUCCUUAAGCUUGCCAAAACAGCAAAAGCUUGCUGAAAGUUCUGCAAUGUCUUCAGUAGCAUUCCUGAAGAAAAAAAAAACUUAGCUAACUUUUGUCAUGAAUUUUAUCAUCGUAUCUCCAUAUUCUCCAUUCAGAAUUCAACAUAUUUACAUAUUUAAUAAGUUAUCUUUUGACUCUGCACCUUUAUCCAGUUUUAGGGGUAUAUAUUUUUAUUAUUUAAAGCUGUCUUUUGUGGUUAAUAAUGCCUAUGGCUAAAUGUGUAGAAUAUUGUGCUUCAAGUAUGGGGCUAGUCAUCUUCUAUAGAAAUCACUGCAAUAACAAUCUGUAAUCUGUAAUACUUUUUCUGCAAAAAUGAGAUAACAAGCAAGUGUGAAUCCAUUAAAGAGUGAAGAAGAAGAAAACUGA
Varanus komodoensis (Komodo dragon) is the source of this 1100-nucleotide messenger RNA. It is a transcript of the gene FUNDC1, whose product is annotated as FUN14 domain containing 1. The record is from RefSeq and is a predicted model, not a curated record. Gene Ontology annotation, biological process: autophagy of mitochondrion. Bases 66 to 536 code for a protein of 156 amino acids. The transcript has 5 exons. Gene Ontology annotation, cellular component: mitochondrial outer membrane. NCBI's taxonomy places the organism in Eukaryota, Metazoa, Chordata, Lepidosauria, Squamata, Varanidae.